AUUGGCGGAAGGUACCUAAAGUUGGGAUUAUUCUGAAAUAAUCGAUAGUUGGGAUUAUUAUAAGCGGACCGCCAAUAGUUGGGAUUAUUACAAUCAAUUUUUUCUAGAAAAUAAUCAUUGGGCUUAUAGUUUAAAAUGGUUCCAAACUUUUUUGCUGAAGAGAAUGAAUUUCCGGCCAUUCAGCCGCCGGAAUCCACAACCUUUAUUCAAGGAUAAUCGAUACAACACACAAAGGUUCAUACUCUACUCCAGAGACAGGGAUUUUUCACCACUUCCGCAGCCCCAAUCCAGGGGUAGAAUCACAAAAUAUGAAGAGGAAGCGCCAAGAACACAAUCUGGUUUUAGCUAUCCUUAUUCAUGCUCAUGCCGCUACAACAGUCAAUCACGCAGGCGCUGGUUUGAAGAAUCCUACCCCAGGCACGGCAAACAGGGAGAACAAACAACCAAUUACGCAGCUCCCUUUCACAAACCCAGGUAUAACAACAACUUCAAAUCCAAUAAGGCAAAGAACGGCUUAGAGGCAGGGAGUCACUUCCUGGUACGGCGAAGAGAGGCUAGGCCACUUCGCCACUCCUUCAACAGCCUCACCACAGCAGAAACUGCAGACGAUUGGCGCGUUGUCAACAACAGGAAACGGUGCCAAUCCGGCCGCCCUCAACACUUCUCCACAGCGCACCGACACACCAUUCCAGAAAAACUCAGAGCUUCUGGCAACUCCAAUCGAUAUCACAGUUUAAUUGAAUUUCCAUCGCAAACAGUUGAAUCGGAUACUCAUCCCUUCAACGAUUAUCGCAAACGUUUGGAUGUGAGAAAAAACCCAAACGUCCGUCUCUCAAAUUCAGGAAACGACGGCAAUAGCACCUUUGGGAACACCAAUGACUAUGGCGGCUCCAACCGAAGACCAACAACCUCUUCGCCGGUGGCUAGACAGCCAAUCGCCGACACUCAUAACCAAGGGACGCCGGAAAUCACAACCAGGGAAAUCGCAAAGUCGAGGGCUCCAUCAGUUACAGCGAGGGGGGCGUCCACCGUUUUGCCAGUCGUCGACACUGAUGGCGUGGGGACUUCAUCAGCUGGAAUGCAUCAAUCCUUCACAUGGGCGGAUCUACUCAAGGACACUGCGGACAAAGGCAAAACCAGCGUACAGGACAUGGAUGGCCCUAAACUUCUGUCUAAAAUCAAUAUAUUUUUUUUAAUUGGAAACAACACCCCUUUGACGAGGCAGGCCCCUCUGGAACCAAAAAUCAAAGCUGUAUUAUGGAAACGGUCACGAGAGAAGGCGGUGAAAAAUUUUCCUUCUUUGGAGAAUAUGGGUUUGAUUCAGUAAAAAUUGAAACUAAAUCUUUUAAAUUCGCAGUGAAAAACAGAGAUUUGGUCCUCUUUCAAUUUAAAAGGUCUCUUCUGCGCAAGAUUCACAUCGGGCUUGAGCUAGUUCCCCAAAUCAUUUCGUUCAUCGCUCAGCUCAGAAAUCGUGGUCAGUCCUAUUUUGAGGAGAAAAGACGAUUUGGAGAUAUCACAAUAUCUGUGGAAAUUAACAGAGUUGGCUACUAUGCGAAAAUGGCUAAACACAAGGGAGGAUCCAUUCAAGUACCAAUGAGACCAAAUAAUUCGAGCCUAAUAAAAUUCCUCAAUAUUUUUGCUAAUUUUGUAGGGCUCUCAAAGUCAGUGCAGGACGACUCAAUCUUUCUUCAAUGUGGGAGCAAGUUAGAGUCGGAGGACCCCACUUCUAUCUCUAAACUGAUUUUAAAUCAACAAAUCCAUGCGAUAGGUACCGAUAAUGAACAUGUCUUCUCAUCCGGGAAACAACUCCAGUUGCCACCAAUCCAGGCUUACUCAUGUGCCUCUGAUGAUUUUGAUCAUUCGGACGAUUCAAUCUUUACAGAUGACUUCUUGGGACAUGCUACUGAAAGCGAUCGUCGCCCUCCUAUUUCAUACCCAAAAGAAAUUAGAAAGUCCAAAUUCAACAAGGAAAUUUGCCGCAAAGCCAAUUUCAUAACCAUGGAAAACUGCCUGCCAACUGAAAACUUGAACCCGCAGCUGAAAAUUUACAAAAAAACUCAGAAGAACAAAAGGCGGCAUAGUAUGAGAACAAGGUCUCAAUCCAGAGACUACCCUUGGGAUUAAUUAUUUUUUAUUUUCUUUUGUUUUUCCUUUUGUAAUGCUUUUCAAUUUUUUCCCCCUUUUUUUCCUCUCUUUAUCGUGUUGUACUGUUUUCCCUUUUAUUAAUAAAAUCCCUUUUGCAAAAAUAAAAUAAAAUAAAAUAAACUAGAAGAGAAUA
Cuscuta epithymum is the source of this 2278-nucleotide messenger RNA. NCBI's taxonomy places the organism in Eukaryota, Viridiplantae, Streptophyta, Magnoliopsida, Solanales, Convolvulaceae. The record is from the annotation of a GenBank genome assembly.